CGACACCAACCUUGACAUCCAUAUGCCUCCACGAAAGACCAAUAACAAGAAGGGACAGGUGAAGGAGGCUGUCCCUUCGUCGGCUGCUGCACCUCCUCCAGCCCCAAGCUUGAAAUUUCCUGAGAUUUCGGAGAAGGACUGGAUGGAGAUUGAGACGUUCCUCGAGGACCAAAUCAUCUUGAUCAAGAACUUCCUCUCGGCCGCAGAAUGCAAAGCUUACGCUCACUUUAUCGACAACUUGCCCCUCGAAUUGACACCACCGAAGAAGAGAGGCGAGGCGUCGAGGGUGAAUUACCGCUACUCUAUAACAUCGCCCGACUUCGCUAAGCGAUUGCAUGAGGUGCUGACGCCGCAUCUGUCGCCCUUUCCGCACCCUGCGAGAGGAGGGGCGCCGCGGCUGCCUCACUCGAUGAACUCGAAUAUUCGGAUGUACAAGUACACUCAGGGGCAGUACUUUGGUCAGCACUACGACGACUCCGUGAAGGACAGUGUCACCGGCGAUAAAUCUGAAUGGACGCUCCUUGUAUAUAUUACAGGCGCCGAAGACGGCGUUCAAGGAGGAGAGACUAUCUUCCAGCUAGAAGAAGGAGAGGGCAAGCGGCGAACGACCCGACCUCUCGUUCCGCCAUUGUCACGCGGCAUGGCUCUACUUCACAGACAUGGCGCGAAUUGCUUGCUGCACGAAGGCGCGCCAGUUGUAAAGGGUACGAAGUACGUCUUGCGCUCGGACCUGAUGUUUGCAUGAAGCUGGCCUUCAACCAUCUAA
Schizophyllum commune H4-8 is the source of this 766-nucleotide messenger RNA. RefSeq lists its product as uncharacterized. Gene Ontology annotation, biological process: peptidyl-proline hydroxylation to 4-hydroxy-L-proline. The coding region runs from base 23 to 745 and encodes 240 amino acids. The transcript has 6 exons. NCBI's taxonomy places the organism in Eukaryota, Fungi, Basidiomycota, Agaricomycetes, Agaricales, Schizophyllaceae. Gene Ontology annotation, cellular component: endoplasmic reticulum. The record is from RefSeq and is a predicted model, not a curated record. Gene Ontology annotation, molecular function: iron ion binding; L-ascorbic acid binding; procollagen-proline 4-dioxygenase activity.